This is a messenger RNA of Symbiodinium natans, 906 nucleotides long. The record is from the annotation of a GenBank genome assembly. NCBI's taxonomy places the organism in Eukaryota, Dinophyceae, Suessiales, Symbiodiniaceae.
AUGGAAUUUGUGACAGGCCAUGACCCGACGCUAAAGCAACACGUGGCCGAAGUCGCAGCAAAUCGCGCCCACAGCCUGGACGUGUCCUCAUUUGGGGUGCCACACAGCCCACGAUGGGAGAUGUUUGCGCACUCGGCAAACCUGUCCGUGUCCACCAGGGCUACCUCUGCGACGCCGUCCUUGGCAGCGGCUCAGUCCAGGCCCGCAUCUGCAAGCAAAGAGGCGUCUGAGUGGACAUCAAGUCCUGUCAGCAGUGUUCCAGAGCUUCGUAUCGGCGCACAGGCUGCCUCGAUUUCUAUCAUGCAGCAGGACCUGCAGAUUGAGGAGGACUAUGGUGAGGACAAUGGUCUGGAGGAGGCUAUUGAGCGUAUGCGAGCUGGCAGGUCCACCUCUACUCGUGCUGCUAGGUGCACUGCCCGAUCCAAACUUGGAAGCCAGGCUCAGUCAGAUGGAACCCUGUCUACAUCCCAAGUUUCGCCAUGCCAGCCAUCAGCUAGCAGGACUGCCAAGUGUGGCGAAGCUGAGCUCCCAAAAAGGCAGACCGAGGUUGAGCCGGUGGAGCCUUACCAGAACAAGGCCACCGAGUCCAAGCCACGCUCUGCUCACUCGGGCACUCGGCCCAGAUCUGCGGAUCAGAAGGCUUCGCAUGCCAUCCACCGUGGCUCGACUGGCUUCGAGUCUGCUCGCUCGAGGGUGGUUGGAGGGAUUCGAUGCGACCAAGUUAUUUCUCGACACCUUCCAGAGCGCGAGGUGCAGUCGAAGAUGAUUUCCGUGCUGGCUCGACAAUUGGAGCGCUUGCGAGACUGCAUUCCAGCUUUUGCCGCACAAUGGCAAACAGUGGAGACGUACCUAGAGAAGGAAGAGCGCAAGCUGGUGGAGAAGGAAAGAGAGGCCAGCAGCGAGUGA